This is a messenger RNA of Theobroma cacao (cacao), 1141 nucleotides long. It is a transcript of the gene CXXS2, whose product is annotated as thioredoxin family protein CXXS2. The record is from RefSeq and is a predicted model, not a curated record. NCBI's taxonomy places the organism in Eukaryota, Viridiplantae, Streptophyta, Magnoliopsida, Malvales, Malvaceae.
UUUCCUGUCAUUUAUUCAUCAUACAAUGAUAAUCAACUUUGCUGCAAAAUUUUUAUUUGCAUCAUAUUUAUAAAGAUUUCUCGCAAACUUUUUAUUUUCCUUUCAUUGCUAAAUCUCCAUUGAAUUGAAACUGAACUGAGAAGGAGAAACAGCUUCCAUUUACAUUAGGCUGGUAAGGUGGCACAUUGUUCUUGAUGAAUAUUUCCAGCAGUGCAAUAUGCGUUUUGUUGGACCAAACUCUAGGGAAAAGGUAGACAGAAUAACCAAUAGAGGAAUCUUUUCCAGGGAUUGUAAUGCAGAAUAUAUGAGGAUAUUAGAGGAUCUUCGAGCUUUGAAAUCAACAAUGGUGAAGAUUUGAUCUUUUGGUUUUCCCCUUCUUACAUGGGCCUCUUGUAACUUCAAUUAACAGGGGUCAGUUGGGCAGAUGGGACAUCGUUGGACCAAGGUGACUCGUUCAAAGCAAGCUGUGUACAAGGCCAAAAAGAAUGCUUUUGAUUUCUUGCAGUUCUUCAAAUGUCAUAAUAAAGAUUGUAAGGAUCAUCAGGCUCGGUGUGUGGGGCUUGCCUGCAGAAACGUUCACCAUAUAACUACCAUUCAGAGCUGGGAGGCAAAACUAACAGAAGCAACCAGGGAUGGAAAGAUACUUGUUGCAAAUUUCAGUACACUAUGGUCUGGUCCUUGCAGAUCAAUAGCACCAACCUACUGCGAGCUUGCAGAUAAAUACUCUUCUCUCAUGUUUCUAACUGUGGAUGUCGAUGAGCUUGCUGAGUUGAGCACUUCGUGGGAUAUCAAUGCUACUCCGACUUUCUUUUUUCUUAAAGAUGGACGGCAGGUGGAUAAAUUUGUAGGUGAUGACAAGGUAGAACUCCCAAAGAAGAUAGCAGCAAUUGCAAAUGUGGCAAGCAGGUGUUGAGUUGACACCAUAGGUUUUUUCUAGCUAGCUCUCAGCAAAAUACUUGUUUCCUAGUUCCUGCAUGUAAUUACAGUUUGAACAGCACUUGCAAUAGAUGUCUUGGUUACAGAAAAUUUUAAAUUUAAAAAUGAAAAAAUGAUUUCCCCAAACAAUUAUAUGCAGAAUUUGAACCUCUGCUCUGUGAAGAAAUAGUUAGUAAUAUGAAAGGAAGCAGGAAAGUUUGGAGUA